Messenger RNA from Otolemur garnettii (small-eared galago), 1294 nucleotides. RefSeq names its product chromosome unknown C19orf12 homolog (gene CUNH19orf12). The coding region runs from base 51 to 710 and encodes 219 amino acids. NCBI's taxonomy places the organism in Eukaryota, Metazoa, Chordata, Mammalia, Primates, Galagidae. The transcript has 5 exons. The record is from RefSeq and is a predicted model, not a curated record.
AGUCCGGACACUUCCCGACUGGGUGGCCUGGGGCAGACCAGCACAGGACAAUGGCGGCCCUGCCUGCUUUACAGAGCGUCUGUCAGGAGGAAGAGGAACCGUCCACAGAAAGCCCCCAGACGCCUCCUUCAGAUCGGGGGGCAGACAAUGACGUUCCAAGAAGAUUUCGGCGUCAGCUUCAGCCUUCAGGUGCGACUGGCCCCAGCCUCGGACCGCUAGGAGCUUCUCCUUCUCCAAAACCCAGAGCCGGGGGCUCCCGCGCCGUGGCCCGCGGGCACAGCAGGAUGCCCCUCAUGGUAGGCGAUAUGAUGAAGCUGCUUUGCUCCGUCUCCGAGGGGAGGAAGAUGCAGGCGGCCGUCAAGCACUCAGGGAGGGCCGCCCUGGUCACCGGAGCUGUGGCCUUUGUCGGUGGUCUGGUUGGUGGCCCACCAGGAAUAGCUGUUGGGGGGGCCGUCGGGGGUCUGCUAGGUGCCUGGAUGACAAGUGGACAGUUUAAGCCAGUGCCGCAGAUCCUAAUGGAGCUGCCUCCCUCCGAGCAGCAGAAGCUCUUUAAUGAAGCCGCUGCCAUCGUCAGUAACCUGGACUGGACGGAUGCCGUGCAGCUGACUGCGCUGGUCAUGGGCAGUGAGGCCCUGCAGCAGCAGCUGCUGGCAAUGCUCACGGACUAUGUCACCAAGGAGCUGCGGGCCGAGGUCAGAGACAUGAGAUGAGCACACGCAGCUGAAGAGAAGAUACCGGACAUGCUUGCUGGACUCAGGGUUGACGAUGACCUUCAGUUUGUGAAACACCCAGUACCUCAAAGUGCCAUAAAUUCAGGGAUGCCUGUAUUGCUCUUUCUGAAGGGAUGAGAUCAUAAACAUCUAAGAAAUGUUUCCGCCAGAAAGAUUCCCUAGUUCAGUUGACACUUUAUCUAUAGGGGUUCUGAUUCUAUGCAUUCAACCACUGGAUUAAAAAUAUUUGGAAAAAUUUUGCAUCUGUACUGAACAUGAAUGGGCUUUCUUCUUGUCAUUGUUCCCUGAAGUACAAACGCAGGACCUCAGCUACUCACAGGGCCUCGACAGCAUGUCAGGCACCAUGGUAUCACGGGAGGAUGGAACAGAUUAUGGCAGAUAGCACGAGGUUCUUUAUCCAGGACUCAGAUUUGGGAUCCAAGGAAGGUCCUGGAACCACACUGCCCCACCCCCGCCUGGAUACUAAGGGACAGCUGUCCUGUAUUCACUUUGUUUUUACAGCUACAACUUGACUAUCAUCAAACUACAAUAAACACUUUUUCCUGAAAAGUCAUCUUCCCCCA